This is a messenger RNA of Salvelinus fontinalis (brook trout), 1686 nucleotides long. RefSeq names its product glyoxylate reductase/hydroxypyruvate reductase b (gene grhprb). The transcript is spliced from 9 exons. Gene Ontology annotation, cellular component: cytosol. The record is from RefSeq and is a predicted model, not a curated record. The coding region runs from base 108 to 1196 and encodes 362 amino acids. Lineage: Eukaryota; Metazoa; Chordata; Actinopteri; Salmoniformes; Salmonidae. Gene Ontology annotation, molecular function: glyoxylate reductase (NADPH) activity; hydroxypyruvate reductase (NADH) activity; hydroxypyruvate reductase [NAD(P)H] activity.
CACACACACACGACACACAUCAGAAAGGUGCUCAGGUUGCAAAGUCUCCGUUUUGAACAGAUUUUAAUUUAAUUACAUUUAACGCUCCAGACCUCCUCUUCUCGGCGAUGUGGUGCGGUCGCGUGGCUCUUAGUCGGCUCCAGCGGAUCGCCGUGGCUCCGUUAAACUCAUUAAGUAUUACCGGGGGUUUACCGGGCGCCGUGCGGAGAGAGAUGUCGUCCCUACCGCGGGUCUACAUCACGCGCCAGAUCCCGCCGGAGGGGCUGAAGAUUCUCAGCGAGUCCGGACAAGUGCAGUUUGAUCUGUGGGACUCAGAUGACGUCCCCGUGCCCCGGAAGGAGUUGCUCCAGAAGGUCAAAGGUGUCGAUGCGCUGGUCUGCGUGCUCACGGAGAAGAUCGACGCCGAGCUAUUGGACGCUGCAGGUCCUAACCUCAGGGUCCUGAGCACCAUGUCAGUGGGUUUUGACCACCUCUCCCUGGAGGAACUAAAGAAAAGGGGCAUCCGUGUGGGUUAUACCCCAGAUGUGUUAACAGAUUCUGUAGCUGAACUGACUGUCGCUCUACUGCUGACCACCUCCAGGAGACUCAUAGAGGCUACACAUGAAGCCAAGAGUGGCGGCUGGGGAACAUGGAGGACUCUGUGGCUGUGUGGAUAUGAGCUGGCUAACAGCACGGUGGGAAUCCUGGGACUGGGCAGGAUCGGAGUGGCUAUCGCUGAGCGUCUGAAGCCGUUCAAGGUUAAGAAGUUCAUCUACACGGACGUGGCUCCCCGACCAGAGCUGGCCAGUUUGAUCGACGCAGAAUAUGUCUCUAUGGAUGAGUUGGCCAGCCAGUCUGACUUCCUGACAGUGUGUUGUGCUCUGACACCAGAGACUAAAGACAUCUGUAACAAGGACCUGUUCUCUAAGAUGAAGAAUACCUCCAUUUUCAUCAACACCAGCAGGGGAGGGGUGGUACACCAGGAGGAUCUGUAUGAAGCCCUGUCCAGUGGUCAGAUAGCUGGAGCCGGACUAGACGUCACCGUCCCUGAACCCCUGCCCACCAGCCACCCACUCUUCACCCUUAACAACUGUGUGAUCCUCCCCCACAUUGCCAGUGCGUCCUACGUCACACGUAAUGCCAUGUCUGCCCUGGCAGCCAACAACCUGCUACUAGGUCUGAAGGGACAGCCAAUGAUCAAAGAGCUCAAGCUGUAGCUGCCAAUCACCUGCUUUCGGGAACACAAGAGAAGAACCAAUCACCUGCUUUCGGAACGCCAGAAGAGAACCAAUCACUUGCUUUCGGAACACCAGAGGAGAACCAAUCACCUGCUUUCGGAACGCCAGAAGAGAACCAAUCACUUGCUUUCGGAACGCCAGAAGAGAACCAAUCACUUGCUUUCGGAACACCAGAGGAGAACCAAUCACUUGCUUUCGGAACGCCAGAAGAGAACCAAUGACCUGCUUUCGGAACGCCAGAGGAGAACCAAUGAACCAACAGUUCUUACCAGAACUGUAAAUGAUGUAGUUGACUCUGGUCAAGAAAUGAGUAGAUUAUAGAGAAUAGUGGUGGCUGUCGUCAUCGACCAGCAACACUUUAACUCAACAUGGCACCGUAGCAGUCAGCACUUCCUCAUUUCAGAUGUUUUUAUCAUUUAGUUUCAUAAUAAUAAUGAUGACGAAGGACAACAAUAAACAUGGAACUUUU